ACUCUUUUUUUUUUUUCUUCUCUUUUUCAGAAGACAAAACCAAGCUUCCUCAAGCAUAACACAUAGAUUAGCUAAGAACUAACAGAGAUCUGAGAGAGAUGGGGAGAGCUCCAUGUUGUGACAAGGCAAAUGUGAAGAGAGGUCCAUGGUCUCCUGAAGAAGACGCAAAGCUUAAAGAUUACAUAGAGAAACAAGGCACUGGUGGGAAUUGGAUUACUCCUCACAAAGCUGGUUUGAGGAGAUGUGGAAAGAGUUGCAGACUGAGAUGGUUGAACUAUUUGAGACCAAACAUAAGACAUGGAGAUUUCUCUGAGGAAGAAGACUACAUUAUCUGCAGCCUCUUUGCCUCCAUUGGAAGCAGGUGGUCAGUAAUAGCAGCUCACCUGCAUGGUAGAACUGAUAAUGACAUCAAGAACUAUUGGAACACUAAGCUCAAGAAGAAACUCAUUGCCACUACGGCUCCACAACCUCAUCACCUCUUAGCCAUUACUUCAUCAUCAUCCUCAUCAUCACCAUCCUCAUCAUCACAUUACAACAUGAUCAAUAAUCUUCUUCCGUAUGACCCCUCAAUAUCUACAAACCAGCUGAUCACGCCUGAUCGGGGGAUGAUGACAGUGAUGGGCCCACAACAACUAUUAUACCAAGAAGACAUGGGCAGUUGGGUAAAUUCUCCAAACAGUAACAAGUUCGUAAUGAGGCGUCAAGACGACAGCCAGAAGCAAAGUACAAAUAAGGGAAUAAUGUUGUUGAGUGAUCUAAGAAGUGGGUCAAGUACAACACGUACAGUAACAAGAGUGAAGAUGGAGCAUCAUGAUUAUCAUUAUGAAGAACCUGAGAGAUCAAAGGAAGGUUAUGGAAUGGAUGAGAUAAAUCAGUUAAUAAGUAGUAGCUGUACAAGUAGUAGCAAUAGCUUAUGGUUUGAUGAAAGCAAGAGAGAGGAUAAGUUCAUGUUGUACUAUUGAUCUCUCUCUCCAACUUUGAUUCAAUCUCCAUAUUCUCUAAAAAUAAAUUAUUAAAACUUUUGUUUUUAAAAGGAGUUUGAACAUGUU
Messenger RNA from Raphanus sativus (radish), 1049 nucleotides. RefSeq names its product transcription factor RAX2. The record is from RefSeq and is a predicted model, not a curated record. Lineage: Eukaryota; Viridiplantae; Streptophyta; Magnoliopsida; Brassicales; Brassicaceae.